CAAAUGGUAACUAUUUGUUUAAGGAAAAGACGUUUAAAUAUUUGUAGUCCAAAGUCUGUCAGACUGUUCAAUAAAUAUUUUUAGGUUUUUGUGAGGCUACAAGAAAGUGAUCACAAGAGCAGCAAUGAUGAAGAUGGAAGUUGGCAUUUUACUGCUGUGAGUGUGGGCCACACUGGCACAGGAUUUAAUGUCACCAAGAUUAGACAUCUUUGCCGAACUCGAAAAGAUUAAGACCAUGGAGGAAAAGUUAAAUUCUCUAAAUGAUGAAGUCAGUUCUAAGUUAAAUGCUCUAAAUGAGGAAGUCAGAGAACUAAGAAGCAAGAAUAAAGAAAUGGCAAAAGUAGCUUUUUCAGCUUCACUGUCAUCUUCAUGGGGCAUCAAAUAUUUUGGGCCAAAUGAAGAAGCAACCACUCUUGUGUAUGAAAAUGUAUUAACUAACAUUGGAAAUGCUUAUGACACCGAUACAGGAAUCUUCACUGCACCAGUAAAAGGAGUUUAUUUCUUCAACUUUGUGGUCUUCAAUCCUUAUGACAUAUCAACCGGUGUGAGACUGUUAAAGAACGGCAAGUUUGUGGUCGCAGCAACAGAUAACCCUCCCAAAGAAGACACUGAAGACACUACAUGCAACUCAGUUAGUCUUAUUCUUGAACAAGGGGACCAGAUACGUCUUCAGCUCAUAGAGAACCGUCGUAUCUACACAGAUGCCCUGAGACGCAACACCUUCAGUGGACACCUACUUUUUACUAUGUGAAGUUUCUGCCCAUGUAAAUUUCUAAAGAAUGUUAGUCCAAAUACACUGCUUUAUUCAGAUGAGAAGAAAGAAAAAUAAUCAAUGCUUGGCAAGACAAGCCAAAAAAAACCCAAAGGUGACAAAAAUACAAUAAAGUUUUAAUAUAGCCUACAAAAA
Onychostoma macrolepis is the source of this 907-nucleotide messenger RNA. RefSeq names its product cerebellin-2-like. The coding region runs from base 188 to 751 and encodes 187 amino acids. Gene Ontology annotation, molecular function: protein binding. The transcript is spliced from 3 exons. Lineage: Eukaryota; Metazoa; Chordata; Actinopteri; Cypriniformes; Cyprinidae. The record is from RefSeq and is a predicted model, not a curated record.